UACCUCUCAUUUGAGCAGUAUUCUCGGCCAAAAAUCCCACCUAGAGAUGUUUCAUGGGAAACCUCAGAUGAAGAAAGCACCACGAGCUCAUCAAAAUCGAUGCGGUACCGACAGCCACCAAAGCAGCAACGUUCAGUCCCGUCACAUGGCAUAGCCUUCGGUAUAACCCCGUCGCGUGCGAAAAAGAACGAUAACCCUUCGGAAGCAAUAUUGGCCGAAUUAGAGGCCCUCAGAACGGAGAAUGAACAACUACGACGGAGGGCUAUUGGAACACCCGCUCCUACUCAGCUCGCGGUACCUGCGUAUACCGGCAAAGUCUUCCACAUACUUCAAGGAAAGGUGUAUCUGGACGCGCCACGUUGGGAUUCUGACGCUGGAGGAUCUCACGUCGUGUUGCGGGCCAGCAACCCGGUUCCGAACAUGGGGUACUAUCUAGAGCGACAUCCCGAAAUAGCCUUCGCUAUCGACAAAGGCUAUGACGAGCGUCCACCCGAGGACUUUCGCGAGCUCGUCACCACGGACGGUUUGUACCGCUCUCCGAGACCAACGACCCAAUCUCUCUCGCUCAUUGCUCCUGCGAUGCUGGACGCAGUCGACCAGUUGAUCCAGCACAUACCCAGGUUUGACGACUACUUCCCCAACUUCGAUCUUCAGGAGGAAAUUCCGGCACCGUAUAUGUUCAUGUACUACAGCGCACCGUUUAUAUCUGAACUAUUACCUAGACUCGACAUACUCAGUCAAGACCUAAUCAGACAACUGAAAGCGACUAUCGAGCAGAGUCACGGCAGCGAGUACGAAUCAGCGAAGCUGAAAGCAGAGCAGGGAAGGGUGACGCACAAUCACCUUCAUUAUCUGUUUCGUCCUGGGGACGUUCUCGUCAGCAACGGUGCGGAUGGCCACGCUCCUCAGGCAUACAUUGCUACAGGCUGGGUCCAACGUCGGGCGGCUGGCUCCGGCAACAAACAAAAGAAGUCGUCCUCAAAGCACGGGGACCGUACCAACGGUGGACCCAGUCGCAAAUCAACUCAAUAUAUCUGGGACAUUCCAGUGUGGUACUGGGAUUUCGACGGCAGCUUUGCGAAACACCAAACCCGUAUAGAUAUUGUCAUGUCUCUGGGUUACGAAGAGGAUUCGAUCCGAAUCAGGGAUCUCAACAUUUACCCCAUCCGAUAUGCGGACGAAGAGAUUAGAACGCUGCUCGAGAAGAGGGGCAAGACGUUUUGGUCUCUUCGGCACAGGAAAUUCAUUUCUUACAUGCGCUCUGAGGGAGAUGAGCUUUACAAUAUCGAGGACAGAUAUAUGGUAGACACCGAAGCGUACAAAAUGAUAUGCCCUGAUACGAAGAUCGCACAACAACAUCUCAGAAACGCGUUUGGUGCUGUGGCUAUGGCUCUCGAUGAACCACCUGAAGAACGCGACGUGCUUUUAGUGGUUCCAACAACCAUCAUGGCCCACAAUCUAGAGGAGAAACAAUGGAGUGAGCUUCUCGUCGACCGCAUUACCGAUGUGACAUGGAACAAGCAGGCCUUCAAGGACCUUGUUGCUGAACCAGAGACUAAGGAACUAGUUCAGGCACUGGUCAUGAAGCAACUGAACGCCAAAAGGUCGACUGACUUCGUGGCUGGCAAAGGAAAUGGUCUUAUCAUGCUUUUGCACGGAGCUCCUGGAACUGGCAAAACGUUCACGGCUGAGGGUGUCGCUGAAUUUGCAGAGAAACCGCUGCUUCGUGUGACUUGUGGUGACAUAGGAACAGAUGCUGAGGUUGUCGAUCAGCGACUUCGUGCCACGUUUCGACUUGGGAAGUUGUGGGAUUGCGUUGUGCUUCUAGAUGAGGCGGAUGUGUUUCUCGAAGAGCGUGAUAUGAAAGAUCUCAAAAGAAAUGCCCUAGUAUCUGUAUUUCUCCGCGCACUCGAGUACUACGAUGGCAUUCUGAUACUGACCUCAAACCGCGUUGGCACCUUCGACGAAGCCUUCAAGUCCCGCAUCCAGCUCGCCCUGCAUUACGACAACCUCGGGUUCAUCCAACGUAAGAAGAUCUGGCGCAACUUUAUCGCGCGUAUGAAGUCUCUCGAAGAAUCCUCAACAACAGAUCUCGAGGACAUUCUCGACCAUAUUGAUGAGCUCAGCAAGGAACCUAUGAACGGACGAGAAAUCCGCAACGCGAUCACCAUUGCACGGCAGUUGGCCCAGUUCAGAGAGCAAUGCUUUCAGUAUUCACAUCUUAAGCAUGCUAUCAGCGUGGGAAAUCGAUUCAGCAAGUACCUCAAGGAUCUGAGGAUGAACCUGACGGACGAUAUGAUUAAGCAGGAGGAUGGAAUCAGGCUAGCGCCAGCCGGACUCGAAUGAGAGAUACGAAUGCUUUUCUAAUGGUUGAUUGCGAAGCUGCCUGGUCCUCAGCCUCUCACAAAGUACUUCACAGUAUAGCGAAUGCGCGCUGAGAUACUGCUUGA
This is a messenger RNA of Alternaria alternata, 2450 nucleotides long. Its product is annotated as P-loop containing nucleoside triphosphate hydrolase protein. NCBI's taxonomy places the organism in Eukaryota, Fungi, Ascomycota, Dothideomycetes, Pleosporales, Pleosporaceae. The transcript has 5 exons. The record is from RefSeq and is a predicted model, not a curated record. Gene Ontology annotation, molecular function: ATP binding; ATP hydrolysis activity. The coding region runs from base 100 to 2346 and encodes 748 amino acids.